Molecule: messenger RNA, 5037 nt
Organism: Sciurus carolinensis (gray squirrel)
Lineage: Eukaryota; Metazoa; Chordata; Mammalia; Rodentia; Sciuridae
Product: collagen alpha-2(I) chain
Exons: 5
Coding region: 1-1416 (471 amino acids)
Source: RefSeq, a predicted model, not a curated record
AUGGCAGCCGGCGCUUUGGAGCGCAGCCGCCGAGCGCGCCUGGGCAGCCGCUUCGGUGCCAGGGCGGUCGCGAAGCGGAAGGCCAGCGGGUCCCCGCGGCGCUGUGCCCCUGCUCCGCGAGGGCGGGCGGGCGGGCGGGGCCGGGGGCGGGGGCGCGCAGCGCCCGGGGCGGCGUGCCCGCGGGGGCGCGCACGCGGGGCUGCGGGGCGAGGCGCGGGGCGGCGAAUCCUCUGCUCUCGUCUCCCGCCCAGACCCGAGCGCGCUGGUCCGGGGUUGGGGGGGAGCCCGGGAGGGGCGGCGCCCUGUCCUCACCCGCAGCGGGCACUGCGGGGGCCGCAGGCGCGUCGUCGGUAUUCCGGACGCGUCCGCAGCCCUGACCUCCCCGCGGAGCAGGGGUGCCCUGGUGUGCGGGCACGGCCGCCACCCCCGGGCGAUCUCCUCGGGCUGAGGUGCCCGCAGGCGCAUGCUUCCUCCGUCCCCUCCUCCCCGGGUCCCCCGUACCCCCUCCCCCGCCCCGAUCCGGCGGCGAAGGGGUGGGCAGGGAAACGCGCUCUCUGGGACAGGUGCCAACUCCGAGACAAAAGACAUAAAAUAGGCGGCAACGGGGGAAGCGCGGCCGGCGCGCUCGGGCGGGGACGGCGGCACCGCGGGGGCCACAUCCUCGGUGCGGACCCGGGAAAGUUUGGGAAGUCGCCGCGGCCGCUUCGCAGCGGCGGGGGACGCACGGCCAGGGCCGCCCUCCGCGCCGCGCUCGCCCUCUCCGCGCCGCUGCUGAAUAAUUCAUGGCGCGGCCGCCGGCCAUUAGCAUGCACCGGGCGCGCGGCGCGUCUGUGCCAAGCCGCCGCCGCAUUCGGCGUCCGGGCAGCGCCAGACGAGCGGCCGCGCGGCGACCGGGCCCGCGCUGUCCCCGCGCCGGCCCCGCGGCGCCCAUUGUGCCGGGGCGGGCAGCACGGGCUGGUCCUUCCCGAGUCCGCCGCGGCCCGCGCCUGCCCGACGGCCAGGCUCUGCGAGUCCGGGUCCGCUGCACCCGCCGGGCCGCCCCGGGAUGCACGUGAACUUGGGGAAAGUCGCAGGGCGCGCCGGCCGGGCCCUCCGCGGCAGGGCGUGGGCGCACCCGGGCCGGCGCGCUUUCGUUUUCGUCUAGGACAAAGGUCCCCGGCGGCGGCGCCGGUCGCGGACGCGGUGACCCGGUCGUGCGGGCAACUCUUCGCGCAGCCGCUCGCUGAAUACAGGGACGCCGGAGGGAAGGAGCGGCGCGGGGCCUGGCUGUGCGUUUGCCGCCGGGCUGUCCCACCCUCAGGAGUUGCGGGAAUCGCACCGCUCUGUCGGAGCUUUCGGCGCGGGAACCAGGCAAGCGUUGCGAACCCGGGACUCUCGGCCCGUGACCGAGGGCCUCUGCGGCCGUGGGCACGUUAGCCCUGCGCUGGCUACGGCCAGGCGCGGUCAUCCGGCAAGGGCAGGACUGUCGACCUGUGCGCCGCGGGCACGAUCGGUUCACGGCGACUCCGGAGGAUGAACGUGGCCUAUCCCCGAGAACCACCCAGGAAGUCAGGAGCACCCAGGAAGAAGGACCGUUGAAGACCAUCCAGCACCAUGGCCCAGGUCUCGCCCCCCCACCCCCUCCCCGGCGGCUCCAGGCGAAGCCCGCGGCUGGAGGCCCCCGCUCAGGUUCUCUCUGGCCUCCCCAUCGGACCAGACGUGGCCGGAAGGAUCCAUGGUCAGUGCAGAGCAUCAAGGUGGACGCCCUGUCUCCUUCCCACCCUGAGGACGCACUGUCCCGCACCUGUCCAUCCUGCAGGCUUGCCCAGCCUUGGGGGCCCUGGGGACAGGAGGUGCUGAGGUGGCCCCCUCUCUCUGCCCUUCCACUGCUCAGCACUCUAGUGUGACCCUGGAACUCCCCAGCCACCUCUCCUGACUUGAGGACCAACCGGAGAUGCCACACAGGUGAGUCUAACUUGGAAUGGGAAGAAAGGCCAGUGAGGGAAACUGAGUCACGUCUGCUGCUUCCCGACUGGGCUGGGGUCCAAGGGAGAGGACUUGAGCCAGGGUGUCUGUCUGUGUCCCCACUCUCUCACAGGCAUGCUGGCCCUGGGGAGGACAGGCAAGGACAGAGCAGGUGUGAGGUGGCACCGUGUGUCCAGCUCUGCUUGCUCGUUAAGAGCAGCCCACCUGGCACCAGGCCACACCCAUAAUCCCAGCUCCUCAGGCGGCUGGGGUGCAGCUCGGCAGAGCUCUCCCAGGUUCCGUCCCCAGUACUGCAGAAAAAUAAAAUAAAAAAAUAAGGCCUGGAAAAUGACCAGACCCCGGGCUAGCUGCCGCAUCAACCCCGCCUCUCAGUAAGAAAAUCAACCCCACCUGCCCAGGCUCACGUGGCCCUGCGGCAGCCGGUUCUCCCCGGCUCCCCUGCCUGUAGUCCUGCCGAGAACCAUCCUGAGGCAGGACUGGGGCUUAGCAGCCCAGAGAGGACCCAGGGCAAGGCGGGCCCUGCCACCUCCCCAAGCCCCUUCCCUGGGGUCCAGAUGGAGGCAGUUGACAGGACCUCUAGUCCCUCACGGACGUUCAAGUGGGGCCUGGGCUGGGAGCCAGUGUCCUCCCUGUGACCAGGCUGACCACAGCCGGUUACCCUGGCUGUGGGCUGGGCAGUGCCAAGAUGCCCCCCAACUUCCUGCAUAGACUGCUCACCCUUGGACCACUUGGUCACUCUCCCCCCACCCCACCCCUGGGGGAAGGCUCAGGGACAUCAUGGUCCAGUCUGCCCGUCCAGGGGUGGAAGCUUGCGGCAGAGCCCACCUACACUUCCUUCUGCCUUGAGGAUCACGGUGUCUGCCCCCACGGGCUGGAUGCCACCUGCCCCGGCCUCCUGGCUGCAGCCCCCAGCUCUGAGUAGAGUGCUGGACCUGAGCCCUGGUGUCGUUCAUGUGGCUGCGGAUCUGGGACUUGUUCUUGUGCCCUCCAGGGGAGGGGUAGUGUCAGGUGCCCAAGGCCUGCCCAGAGAGCAGGCUUCCGUGCUCCCUGGGACUGACCAGAGCAGUGGCUGAGGCCACGCCUGGAGCCUGAGAGCAAGCAGCCUGCCUUCCACGGAGAGCCCGUCCACCUGGGGCCGGAGAGUCCAACACUGAGCCUGUUUCCUCAUGUGAAGUGGGUUGGGGUCCAGCCUCGCCAGGGCUGGGAGGAUGGGGUGGCAUAACCUGGUGCCUGCCUGGAGGAGGCAGCCUGUCAGGAGGGACCCAGAAGGGGUCUGAAGCAGUUUUCAAGUCCACGUGGACAUCAGAGAGCUCAGAGCCAUGGCACCACCUUCCUAGGCAGGAAGCAGAAUAUUCCAGCAGCUCUGCCACCAUGAGCUGUGUGAGGUCACACGACCUCCAGGCCUCAGCUUCCUCACCUGUGAGAAGGGGAUCAGAAGUACUUCCUCCAUUAGCCUCCCCACCAGGGUCCCUGGGGAAGGUAGUGGCCACACUGGUGGCUGUGGUCAGUGAUGCACAAGGCCGUCUCUGCAAGCCCUGGGUAAGGCGAAGGGGCCCCUCCCUGUCCAGGGGAGGGUGCCGAGCCGGGGCACUGCCCCAGCUGAGGCCCUGGCUCUCAAGCACUGUUGGUGACGGCCUGAGGCAGGCCAAGGCCACGUGUGGCCAGGUGGACCCGUGGGGCACCUCAGAUACUUGGCCUUUGGCAAACGACACCUUCCUCCCAGUGUCUCCAAGGCAAGAGGAAUUCCUGGGGACAUGUGGCCACUCCCGUCGAAGGCAGUGAUCCAGCUGCCUGUGACAAAAAGCCUCAGGCGUCCCCCUCUGCGCUCCCCUGUCCCUCUGCUUGGUGGUCUCCUGCAGCCUCCUGUGCCUGGUGAUGCUGGCCACCCGACAAGAGGCCGCUCGGGAGCUCGGAGUCCCGGGCCCCCGCUGGAACCUGUGCCCUCGGCAGCGGGCCCUGACCUCCUCCCCAGCUCUCUUCCCCGCAGGAGGUGCCCCUGGAAACCGAAGUGCGACUCGGCGCCAAGACUGGCCGCCCUUUGGGGUGAGGUAGUAGGUUGUAUAGUUUGGGGCUCUGCCCUGCUGUGGGUUAACUAUACAAUCUACUGUCUUUCCUGAAGUGGCUGUGAUCUCUGCGAUGGACGGACGCCGGCCCGGCGGGAGGGCCGCGGGGCGUGGGGCAGUGGCUGCCAGGCAGCGGGAGCUGGCGGCCUGGGUCUCUGUGCAUGACCUUGGAUGGGUCCCUCAGCCCAUUCCCUGUCUCUGUUUCCUCAUCCAUGAAAUGGGGCAAAUGAGGAUUGGAGGAGCUGCAGUGUGACCUGCCCAGGGCAGAGGGGCUCAGCUGACGCUGCCCCGGCUCCUUGUCACACUGGGAGCCAUUGGUCCAGCCUCCCUCUCCAGCCCCACAUCAGGCCCAGGCUCAGGCCUCCCCACACAGGGUCCAGACUGCACCUGACUCCACCAUCACCAGCAGGGCACCAGCGAAGGUAGCCAUGGGCUGGCAGCUCAGACUUGGCAGGGGUCGUGGGCGGUGAGCAUCAGCCUUGCCCGCCACCCCUUGCCUGGCGUGGGGCAGUCCGUCCAGCUCAGUGUCAGGCCUCCCCUGGGCAGCGGAAGGGAGGUCAAGUAGGGAUUGGGUGGAGCGUUCUCGGAGCACACCCCAGUGCCCACAGGCACGGCCUGAAGGUAGAUAGGGGGACGAAGGCCGGAGGCUGGAGCCCCCUCCCUGACGAGGCACCUGUGUCCACGUUCCCUCCUGCCCUGCGCCUGCCCGGCCCUCCAGCUCUGGUGGCCAUGCGUCACUGGGCAGGGCAGGGCUGGGCGUGGGGUGGUGAGGCGGGCAGGCCUCCUGCGGUGAGCUGGGGCGCCGGCGGGGUGAGGUAGUAGGUUGUGUGGUUUCAGGGCAGUGAUGUCGCCCCUCGGAAGAUAACUAUACAACCUACUGCCUUCCCUGAGGAGCCCAGAGGCACGUCCCCGCAGGAGGGCCACCCAGCUCGCGGGCCACACGGUGGGGGCAGCCUGAGCCACGGGCAGGUGGGGGCCACACAGGGGCCCAGAUGUCAAUAAAAGCUGU